This is a messenger RNA of Alternaria metachromatica, 726 nucleotides long. RefSeq lists its product as uncharacterized. The record is from RefSeq and is a predicted model, not a curated record. The transcript has 2 exons. Lineage: Eukaryota; Fungi; Ascomycota; Dothideomycetes; Pleosporales; Pleosporaceae. The coding region runs from base 1 to 726 and encodes 241 amino acids.
AUGGAUCUGCGGCACAAAUUCUCCGUCGGCUUUAUCCUAUCCCUCGCAGCUCUUGGCUGCAUCUGCUCCGGAAUCCGCUUCCCUUACAUAACCGGUCUAACAGAACUCGAAGACUUCUUCUGGGACGUGACCAACGUGUCCAUAUGGAGUACCGUCGAAUGCGGCACAUGCAUCAUAGUCGGCUGCAUGGCAACCCUCCGCCCACUCAUGAAGAUGGGAAUCUCAAGAGCACGGGACAUGACUACCAGGGACGGAAGCAGGAGCGGCACGAUGAAGAGCACGCGAGCAUCUCCACGAACGACGAAUCACUCACUCUCCCAACUCAACUUGCAUGCUACGCCGCAAAAUAACCUCUUACUCGCGGAGCUGGGCAUACAAUACAACGGCGUCGAAAGCAAGACCUCUUCAUCACCAAAACUGGAAUCAAUGUACGAAGCAAAGACCAUUACGCGCCCAAACACCGCGGCAACACCUCUUCCAUCUGAUAUGGGCUACCCGAAACGCAGCAGCGCUGAUCCUAUCCUCGCUCGCACCUCAUCCGACGCAACAGACCUCCCUUUAUGGAAAGCGCCGGAGGAAAAGAAACCCCGCCAACCGUCGCGUCUCAGCCUCAGUCGCGCUCUGUUGCACCGCAGCCGGCCCACGAGCGAAGACAUCAAUUAUGGCAAUCCUCUGUCACAUCCUGUUUCGCCGCCGAGGUAUAUGGAUGUGGGGGAUGCUGUGUGA